GCUGAUCUGUCUCUUUCACCACUCAGUUAACAUUAUAUCAGGUGGACAGUGCUACAGUAAUCAUAAACAAGAUAAAAUUGUACAUCCCACGCACAUUCGGUGCAGUCAUUGGCAAACUCUGGUGCCUGCAAAACAAUGUCAGGUAAAAUAGUGGCAUUUAGAUUAUGUGCAGUUCUUAAUAUGUAUCCACCCAGGAGUAUGCUUAGUGCUACUUCAGGGAAUGUUGUCAAAAGCAAACACAGGAGGACACUGGACUGACAUAAAUAACCCAUAAUGCAUUGUAAACGUGAAGCACAAAGUUGGAUACAUGACAGAGGCAGCUGGGAUUAAACAUCAGAAACUAUCUGUUAGCGUUUUCCAUUUUAUGUUUCUUUAAAAAUAUAUUUUUUAUUGUUACUCUGUUCAUUUAAUGGGGUUGAGUUUACACUUUAAUGUGUCUCCUAUCAGCAGAGAGGCUCAGAGGAAGUGAUGUAAACCCACAAAAUAGUGCUCAUGAAAAAAACUAUACUACUGUUUACUGUUCACACCAAAGCCUGUUGAACAAUAGUACAGCUUGUCUGCUGAGUGUGGGAAAUGUUAUGCUGAAAUAGACUGAAGUGAUUCUAUCUGCCACAGAUACACAGCAGUUAUCUUCCAAGUAACAUGAUGUCAUCGAAAUACAUGAUCUCAAAAAUGUGACUAUCCAUGAUGUACAAAAAUGAAGCCAACAUUUCCCACUUAUGAGGGCUGCCAUCUUGUACUUCAGGAGUCAGUCUGUGCAGUAGUGACUCUUAGUGGAGGAGUUGUUGAUCUCCUGUCUACAGCCCCACAGGAUGUAAACAGGAGCAUAUCCCAUGCACUUUUUAUGUAGCCAGGGUUGUUCAGUUUUAACAUCCCUGCUGGUGGUUUUACUGCUCCUCCUCACGACUCAGGAAAUUUAGUUAAAUAGAGCCACGCUGGUUUAAUUAAAAGGCACACAUCUUACCAUACUAUAGUUGUAUACAACAUCUAACAACAUCCUCCUUCAUCCUUGCUAACGUGUUAGCUGGAUUUGCAGUUAGCACACACACUUGUUGUUAUGCACCAGUGUUGCUCUCAUAGUCGAGAUGUUUGACUAAUUAGUCAGUGUAGCUUUGUUACCCUGAUUUUAGACAAGAGAAAUGACAGCUGCAUACACACCUCAGAGACAGCGUUACUGUAAUUAUGUAAAAAUUAAAUGUUGCCUUUUGAGAUUUUAACAUAAAGAGAACUGGAGACUCCCCGAGCACUCUGAAACCCGGAAACAUGGAAACUUUCAAUUGGAUCUUACAUUUAAAAACACAUCAGCAGAAUGUUUCCUCGAAGUAUAAUUUUUUUCUUUUCAUUUAACAACAUGUACCAGAGUAGUAGUAGUUCGUUUAUUUUUAAAUCAACAGCUGCAUUUACUCAGGCAAAAACAAGUGAGGGAGACUGCCAGAGCCAAGCUGGGUCUGGAUUCUUGGGUCCAGUGGUUUGUAGAAACUUCCUCCUAUUCUUUCAACACAGCUGUCCUGUGCCAGAUUUUCGUUUGACCCACAGGCAGACAUCAUGUUAGAAACAUCAGGACUGAGGUUCAUCACAGGGAUCAGGCUUCAUCAUCAGCUCCUUCAAAGGGAAAUCUUCAGAUCUCCACCGUAGGCCUAAAAGAUGCAAGGCGUCAUAAAGGUAGACAGUGAUUCGGAGCAGAAGUUUAUGGAGGGUACGUUGGGAGAGGUGCCCAGCCCGGCACCAACAGAGCCACAGACACCCAUGGAUGCUGACAAAGCAUCCAUAUAUCGGCAUCCUCUGUUCCCUCUGUUGGCCCUGCUGUUUGAGAAGUGUGAGCAGUCCACGCUGAGCUCUGAAUGCAUCACCUCAGCAAGCUUUGAUGUGGACAUCGAGAAUUUUGUCCGUAAUCAAGAGAAGGAGGGGAAACCUUUCUUCAGUGAAGACCCUGAACUUGACAACUUGAUGGUGAAAGCCAUCCAGGUGCUGCGGAUCCAUCUGCUGGAGCUGGAGAAGGUGAGCGACCUGUGCAAGGACUUUUGCAGUCGCUACAUCGCCUGCCUCAAGACUAAGAUGAACAGUGAGACUCUGCUGAGUGGUGACCCAGGAAGCCCAUACUCGCCUGUACAAGGCCAGGCCCAGAGCUUCUCACCCACCAAGUCUCAGACCCCCAGCUCCAUAUCAGGGACCAUUAGUCCCCAGGGUCAAAUUGUAGUUCCAGCAUCGGCCCUGCAGCAAGGAAACGUUACCGUGACAGCUGUCAACCCCACCCAGGUGGUCGCAGGUAUGUCAUCUUGGCGUACGACCCCUUCCUCAGGCGGGACUGUGUACCAGCCAGUCACAGUUGUAACUCCUCAGGGCCAGGUGGUAACACAGGCUCUGUCUCCCGGGACAAUACGCGUCCAGAACAAUCAGCUUCAGCUGCAGUUUCACCAGGAGUUGAACCUCUUUGGUCAUGAGGACAACUCAACCAAGAACAAGCGCGGUGUUCUUCCAAAACAUGCCACGAAUGUCAUGCGCUCAUGGCUCUUCCAGCACAUCGGGCAUCCGUAUCCCACAGAGGAUGAAAAGAAGCAGAUUGCUACUCAAACAAACCUGACACUUCUGCAGGUCAACAACUGGUUUAUAAAUGCACGGAGACGGAUCCUGCAGCCCAUGUUGGAUGCCAGCUCUUCAGAGACGCCCAAAGCCAAGAAAAAGACGCCUCAAAACCGGCCACUGCAGCGCUUCUGGCCUGAUUCCAUCGCAGCAGGAGGGACCCAGCAGCAAGUUGCCAUGCCUGAUGGUACAAUGGUGACGAUGAACGUGGAGGGUCUGCAGAGCCUGACAUCAGACGGUGCCACGCUGGCAGUACAGCAGGUGAUGCUGGGAGGCCACAGUGAAGACGAGUCAGGGGACAGCGGAGAUGAGGACAAUGACGCGGACAUGGCGGGGCUGGGCCUGGACAAUAGCAACUCAUUGCAGUAGAGGACAAGCCCCCCCCCCACAUGCAGAGGACACACAAAAUGAGUUCGACAGAACAGAGGUGCGUCCGUUUGAUUUCCACAGAGCACAGGACACACUGGGAUGGACCCUGCACUCUUCCAAGCCUCCACCCUGCUGAACGGCGGUUGUUGCUGCACGUGUAUGUCAGGAGUGUCAUUUCGCAAACAGUUUUUUAUUAUAUAAAUGAUGUAGGUGAGUGCACUUUUUGUAUAUUUAAGCUCAAAAAGAUGAAAUCAAACUGAAAAAAACCAAGUGUUAAAAACACCUGAGACAAGUUUGUAUACUCCGUUAAUAAAUGUUGACUUUUUUUGGCCCCGCCCCUGUCCCCCCUUCGCCCGCCCCGCUCCCAGCUAGAUUGUCGUUUUGGAUGAGACCACUUCUGUCUUGUUCUUGUAUCUCUGGUUUGUCUUGACUUUUGCAUGCUUGUGUUUUAAGUAGACGUGUGUGCUCUUAUGACUGACUCCAUGGCUCACACUGCCCCCUGCAGGCAGAGUGGAGCACAGGUGGAGAGAUUAAAAGUAAAUUAGAGGAGAGAUGCUUAUUUUUCUAUACAAAAAUAUGAAAUGAGUGUUUUUGAUUGUUUUGUUUUUUUUGGUUUCAUUUUUGUGUUCUCCUGUUUUGUAAGAAAUAUUUAUGUACAGAUUCAUAAUAAAUGCUGUGACCCUGUUUUCCAGGGUUCUUUUGAAGUUUUCUAAAAAACAGAAAAAGGAAUUGAAUGCUGAUGAAAAUUACUAUUUAAAUUGGUUUUAAGCUUAAAAUAUUAACAAGGCCUUAUCUGUGUUCUUUUCUAAAAUAAAUCUUACCAAGAAGCACAAAAAGGAAGUAUGACCCUUGGAGAAAUUGGCCAAAAAGACACUAAACAGUGGAACACUUGUGGCUCCGUAAAGCAUAUUUUUACUUUGUGUACUGCAGUAUCACGGGAACCCUCUCCAGCAGCAAAGCGACUGCCGCGUUCCCGUCUUUGUUUAAUCCAGCUCCAAAUUUGGCCCACAAUGUGUAUACCAUACAUUAUGUCUUUUAACCAUUUUACAGUAGUAGCGUAGGUGUCACUUUCUAAAAUGCACAAUCCAGAACACUAUGCUAACCACACAAUCAGGAGGGGUUACGAACUCCAUCAAUAAGAAGCAGUGGACUUUUUGCACGCAUUUAGCUUUUAUUUUAUGUACACGCUACAUACAUGCUGUUGCAUUGAAAACAGAGCAGCUGGAAACUUGGAGUCAUUGCCCUCCUGAAGGAAUGAGCCCAAGGGCUGCAGCUGCGACCAUGACUCCCCACCCCACUACACACACACACACACACACACACACACACACACACACACACACACACACACACACAGUGAAGGAUCUGAAAGCUCCAUCAGUUUGACGUUACUGCACAUAUUGGGGUGCCUCUUGUUUAAAUAACUGUAAUGCUGUACUGUAAAACAGUUGUUUGUAAGUAGUUGCAGUAACCUGGUUUUUAUCCCUCUUGUAAAGUUAACUUUGUUCAUUUGAUUCA
Messenger RNA from Oreochromis niloticus (Nile tilapia), 4467 nucleotides. RefSeq names its product pbx/knotted 1 homeobox 1.1 (gene pknox1.1). The record is from RefSeq and is a predicted model, not a curated record. Gene Ontology annotation, molecular function: DNA binding. The transcript is spliced from 10 exons. Gene Ontology annotation, biological process: regulation of DNA-templated transcription. The coding region runs from base 1645 to 2949 and encodes 434 amino acids. Lineage: Eukaryota; Metazoa; Chordata; Actinopteri; Cichliformes; Cichlidae.